GGUGCGGCGGGUCAUGGCGGGCAAGGCGGCGCGCGGCGAGCCGCUGGGGCGCACGGCGGAGGAGGUGGCGUGGGCGGAGGCGCUGCGCGGGGCCUGCGAGCCCGAGCAGCACUGGCGGCACCGGCGGGAGUUCCUGCUGCGCAACGUCGGGCAGCCGCCGGCGGCCGGCAGCGCCGAGCUGCAGCGCCUCGUGUCGCUCUCCAUGGUGUGGGCCAACCACGUCUUCCUGGGCUGCCGGUACCCGCCGCAGGUCAUGGAGAAAGCGCUGGAAAUGGCCGAAGGCAUCCAAGUGAGCGACGCGCCCGUCCGCACCACGAGAGACGAACUGGUUGCCAAGGUGAAGAAAAGAGGCAUAUCAAGUAGCAAUGAAGGGGUAGAGGAGCCCUCCAAGAAACGAGCUGUUGAGAAAAGCAAAGACGCUAAGGAUACCGAGAAGGAUGUGAAAACAACCGAGGCAGAAUCUCCUGAGGAAACAGAGAGCACAUUGCCAAAAAAGCAGGAAAAAGAUAGUAGCAAAGAAUCAGAAAGUUCCCAGUCAGCUUGCAGCUCAAAUCAAGCAGCAGUCGCAGCACUGAGCAUAGAAGCAGAAGAAAAACCUGUUAAUGCUGAAAAUACUACUGAGCAAAGUCCAACCCCGUCUUCAUCCGAAAAAGAGUCGGGAGAGAAUCCACCUAAGGAAGGCAAGUGUGAAAAUGAGCCGUCACCUGAAAAAACUACGUUAAGUUCGGGCCCACCGGCUGCUGCCAAGAGCGCCCCGCAGGCAGGAGCAGUGCCACCCGCUGCUGCCAAGAGCGCUCCACAGGCGGCGGCAGUGCCACCCGCUGCUGCCAAGAGCGCCCCGCAGGCAGGAGCGGUGCCACCGGCUGCCAAGAGCGCCCCGCAGGCGGCAGCGGUGCCAGCGACUACUGCCAAGAGCGCCACGCAAACGAGCGCUACCUUGCUGUCUUCCAAAAACCAAGCGAGUGCCACGCCAUCGGUGUCCAAGAGCGUCGCCCAGGCGGGCGCCUCGCUGCUGCUGGCCCCUAAGAGUGUCGCUCAGCCGGGCACCUCGCUGCUGCUGGCGCCCAAGAGCGGCGCCCAGGCCGGCACCUCGCUGCUGCUGGCCUCCAAGGGCAGCGCUAAGGCGGGAUCCUCGCUCCUGGCCUCCAAGAGCAGCGCGGAGGUGGCUGCCUCGCUGCUGGCCGCUCGGAGCGGCACUCAGCAGGGUGCUUCGCUGCUCACCUCCAAGAGCAGUGCUCAGGUAGCUGCUUCGCUGCUGGCCGCUCGGAGCGGCUCUCAGCAAGGUCCCUCGCGGGCUGGGGCACCCUCCAAGGGUGGCACGCAGGCUGGUUCGCAGCAGCUUGCGUCCAAGAGUAGCUCGCAGGCAAGUGAAAGUCCUGCUAAGGCUUUGUGCAAACCGUUAACCAGUGAAGAUGCAAAGGAAAGACAACCUUUUUUCAACAGACUCUACAAAGCUGUAGCCUGGAAACUGGUUGCCGUGGGAGGCUUCAGCCCUAGUGUAAAUCAUGCCGAACUUCUUAACUCGUCUAUUCAGUCUGUAAAAGCUACCUUAGAUGUUGCUUUUGUUCCCCUGAAGGAGCUUGCAGACUUACCUCAAAACAAGAGCUCUCUAGAAAAUAUCGUUUGUGAACUGAGGUGCAAGUCUGUCUAUUUGGGUACUGGCUGUGGUAAAAGUAUGGAAAAUGCCAAAGCAGUUGCUUCAAGAGAAGCUCUGAAAUUGUUCCUCAAGAAGAAAGUUAUUGUGAAGAUAUGUAAAAGGAAGUACAAAGGUAGAGAAAUCGAAGAUUUGGUACUUCUGGAUGAAGAAUCAAAACCCUCAAAUUUACCUCCAGCUUUAAGAAAUCCUCGGGAGAUCAUGUAGGCAAGAGUCGCUGUUUGUACCACGUAUAGUAUUUCAGUACAAGGACUGAAGGUUAAUUUUGUACUUUAAAAAUGUAGGCUUCCAGGUAUUUUGUAUUUCUUUCUCGGUUUUGCAAGACGAUUCUCUUCCUUUCACUUGGUAGCAAUUGUAUAAAACUUGUUAGAGAUGACAAGUGUGCAUUUAAAGGUAUGCCUUAAUACAUGGCACACUAGUGUGCUGUUUUAUUUGCAAAAUAGUCUACCUAAUUCUUCUAUUUUUAAUUAAACGAUUAAGGUACAAUUUGCUGUUUAAAACCUGACAAUUUUGUAAUUCUUACGAUUUGAUGGCGGUGUGCUCAAUUGUCUACCAUGCCGUUUUUUUUAGCCACGUAGAUGUAUGUAUAUAGGGACCAUAAUACUUGAAUGAUUGAAAGUUGUUUAAGAACUUCGAUCAAAAAGUUGAAUCAUCCGUUUCAGACGUGUUGCUCAUAAUGUUCACCGUUCCUCUUACUAGGAGAGAAAAUAGUUGGCUGACUAUUUCUACGAGACCUUGUAAUACUUGCAAUAUAAAUGACAUCGUGAUCCCAUUGAAUGUUAUACUAGCGGUUAGAUCCCAUUUAACAUUAGACUAGCAAAUUGCCAUUCAGCAGUCAAGUCACAGCUACUUCAGCCACCAAAACUCCGUAAGUGGAUCUAAUUUAUAUUGUGAAAAAUCCUUUACAGUUUUUUCAAAUAAACGUGGGUUUCUAUACGAA
Cygnus atratus (black swan) is the source of this 2594-nucleotide messenger RNA. It is a transcript of the gene CDKN2AIP, whose product is annotated as CDKN2A interacting protein. The transcript has 3 exons. Gene Ontology annotation, cellular component: nucleolus; nucleoplasm. NCBI's taxonomy places the organism in Eukaryota, Metazoa, Chordata, Aves, Anseriformes, Anatidae. The record is from RefSeq and is a predicted model, not a curated record. The coding region runs from base 14 to 1861 and encodes 615 amino acids.